GGCUGCACACUACACCAGUCCAAAAGCCCGUUUCGUCAGUGGCUUACAUGGACCCUAGUUCGUCGUCGUCUCGCUUUCCGGCGGCGGCCGCGGUGGUGGCGGCAGCACUGCUGCUGCUUCUGCCGGCGUUGUCGUCGGCCGGCGACGACGACUGGCAGCAGUGGCAAGCGGCGCACGCCACGUUCUACGGCGACGAAAGCGGCGCCGACACCAUGCAGGGUGCGUGUGGCUACGGCGACCUGUUGCAGCAGGGGUACGGGCUGGAGACGACGGCGCUGAGCGUGGCGCUCUUCAACGAGGGCUGGUCCUGCGGCGGCUGCUACGAGAUACGGUGCCAGGGGAGCACGUUCUGCCCCCGCGGCGGCGCGCCGGUGACGGUGACGGCGACGAACCUGUGCCCGGCGAACUACUCGAAGCCGAACGAGAACUGGUGCAACCCGCCGCUGCGGCACUUCGACCUGUCCAAGCCCAUGUUCCUGCGCCUCGUCACCGACUUCCACGUCGGGAUCAUCCCCGUGGAGUACCGCCGCGUGGCGUGCGCCAACAAGCGCGGCGGCGUCCGGUUCGAGAUGAAGGGCAACCGGUGGUGGGUCGCCGUGCUCGUCUUCAACGUCGCCGGCGCUGGCGACGUCAAGGCCGUCGCCGCGAAGGGGUCCCGCGACGGCGGGCAGUGGGUCGACUUGUCGCGCAGCUGGGGACAGGUGUGGACGAACGGCGAUGGACGGAGCGUCGGGGAGGGCCUCUCGUUCCGCGUCGUCGCCGGCGAUGGACGCGCCGUCGUGCUCGACGACGCCGUGCCGCCUGGGUGGGCGUUCGGCCAGAGCUUCGAGGGCAGGGGCCAGUUCUGACACACCUGUACGCAAGGGAUGUUUGCAAUUGCUAGCGUCCGUCCAUGCUUUGUAUUCACCGGCGCCUGUUCUUUAGUUUUCAAAUUGCCAAGAUGUCGUUUAUGGAAAACCUGUGUUUUUUUUUAUUAUCAAUCAUCAUCAAACUGAGAAAUGCA
Molecule: messenger RNA, 1003 nt
Organism: Sorghum bicolor (sorghum)
Lineage: Eukaryota; Viridiplantae; Streptophyta; Magnoliopsida; Poales; Poaceae
Product: expansin-A6
Exons: 2
Coding region: 48-848 (266 amino acids)
Biological process (GO): plant-type cell wall organization
Cellular component (GO): extracellular region
Source: RefSeq, a predicted model, not a curated record